AUUAUUGGAAAAAGCAGCGGAUCCCGAUGGCAUGGACACUUACGCAAGGUCUGCCGCGCUGCCGUGCUACUGGAGCUUAUUUGCUGUCUCUUCCUUCAACCCAGCUCCACCGCCAUCGCCCCGCAGCCCAGAGAGCCCUGCCACAACGCGAUCAGCGACCACCGAGCCAAAGCAGGCGGCAUGAGGCUUGAUUCAGUACAUUUAUCCAUGCUGGUCAUCGGGGUCUCCUUCGCCUGCUACUCCCCGAGUUUGAAUUCCCUGCAGGACCAGGCUUACAAAUCCGCUGUGGUGAUCGAGGGCAAGGUGCAGUCUGCGCCUCUGAACGUCUCAGCGGAGCCGUACCGUGUGAGUGUCAAAGUGCUGGACGUGUGGCCGCGGAACAGCGGGGGUCUGGGACGGGAGCAGCUCGUCACCGUGGGGGAAUUCGGAUCGGAGGCUCCGUGCACCACAGUGAUAAAGAAUCACAAGUACAUUUUUUUCAUGGACCCAACCGAGGAGCCCUUGGUUUUCAAGGCAUCGUAUGCUCCCGUAGAUACUAGUGGGAAGAAUCUAAAAAAAGAUGUUGGGAAGAUAUUGUGUGAAAACUGCGCUAUUGCCCCAAAGUUGAAGCGAAUGAGGAACCCACUGAUGGUGGACGAGGGAAGCAGGCUCAUGGUCAAAUGUGAGGCUACAGGGAACCCCAGCCCUACCUACAAAUGGUUCAAAGAUGGCAGUGAGCUCAAGAAAAGCAGAGAGGUCAAAAUAAAGUCCAGCCAGAAGAACUCCAGGGUCCAGAUCAUCAGAGCCAAGCUGGAGGAUUCUGGAAAUUACACCUGUGUGGCGGAGAACCUUCUGGGGAACUCCAACUCCACGAGCACUGUUCAUGUCCAAAGCAUAACCACCACACUAUCGCCAGGCUCGGGCCACGCCAGAAGAUGCAACGACACAGAGAAGGAUUACUGCGUGAACGGCGGCGACUGUUACUUUAUACAUGGUAUCAAUCAGCUCUCCUGCAAGUGUCCGAAUGACUUUACUGGUGACCGCUGUCAAAACUACGUCAUGGCCAGUUUCUACCAGCAUCUUGGGAUUGAAUUUAUGGAGGCGGAGGAGCUCUAUCAGAAAAGAGUCCUGACAAUCACGGGUAUCUGCGUGGCUCUGUUGGUGGUGGGAAUCGUGUGUGUGGUGGCCUACUGCAAAACCAAGAAACAGAGGAAGAAGAUGCACAAUCACCUGCGGCAGAACAUGUGUGCAGAUCACCCCAACCGGAACCUAGCGAACGGACCCAAUCACCCAGGACCUGGCCCUGAGGAGAUACCCAUGGUAGAUUAUAUCUCAAAGAAUGUGCCUGCAACAGAGCGAGUCAUACGGCAUGGAACAGUGGCCUCUUUCCCCGGCAGCCAUGCGUCUUCCAGAUCUCACAACUCCUAUACCCAUGCCCAUUCAUCCACUCACAGACACGAGGAGCGGACGUGGAGCCUGGAGCGGACUGACAGUGUCCUCUCGGACUCGCCGGGCAUGACGUCGUCCUCCGUGGGGACCAGUAAAUGCAACAGUCCUGCGUGCAUGGAGGCCAGGGCUAGACGUGCCGCACACUGUGGCUUUACUGUGCCCCACCGGCCGGGCCUGCACUACGGAGACUCGUUCGACUCGCUGGGGGACUCUCCACACAGCGACAGGUAUGUGUCGGCCCUGACGACGCCGGCCCGCCUCUCUCCAGUGGACUUCCAUUACUCACUGCCCCCGCAGGUGCCUACCUUCCAGAUCACCUCCCCCAACACCAGCCAGGCCAUGUCCCUUCCGCCAGCCGCCCACACCCCCUACCCUCUGGAAGAUGACCAGCCUCUGCUGCGGCGCUACCAGGUCCCCCUGCACGAUGUCCAGCGCCAGGAGCCCUAUCGGCAGCAGCGACGCACCUACCUGAACGACAGCACGGGCAGCCUGCCAUCCAGCCCCUACCGGCUGGCUGAGGAAGAAGACUACGAGACCACGCAGGAGUACCUCUCCUCCCGAGAGCAACCAAAGAGAAGUGGGUCAGGCAGCGGUGGUGGUGGGGGUCGGCGCUUGCGGAGGUCCAGGCUGAACGGCCACGUAGCGCCGCGAGGAUACGAGGCAUCACGGGACUACGGCUCUCGCAGCUGCCUGACGGACAGCGAGUCGGAGGAGGAGGAGGGCGAGAGCACGCCCUUUCUCAGUAUGCAGAAUAUGAAUGCCGAGCCCUCCACCAUCUACAGGCCGGCCGACAGUCGGACUUCUCAGUCGCACUCUUCGGGGCGGCACGGUGCACGCGGGAACGUACAGACCAGACAGACGCACUCGCGGUCCAAACCGGACAAUGCACCCCACUAAAGAAAGAAGACGACCUACCAACAAAAAUCUAUAUACUAUAAACCUGCACCUAUAAGAAAUAUUUUUAUUUUAUAUAACUGACAGAUAUUCUAAACAAAUGAAAUAUUUAUUUUCAUUUUAGCAAAAGUUGUCUACUAGUUAACAGCAAAGACUUUUUUAUAGGGAAAACUCUAUUUAUAUGUACAUUUUGAUUUACAGCAUAAAAACACGUGCCAAUUUUUUCACAACUUAAAAAAUAGAGUAAUAUUGUGGUGCCUUUUGCUGUAUGCCGAUGCCAGAGGGCCAGUGGAGGUUUUUGUAGCCUUUCUUAUAUGGACAUCAUUUUUUAUACACGUUUUCUCUUUUGGCUUUUUCUUUCUUUCCAGGCUGCGUUCUUCUGGGGGUCUAGCCCCAUUUGAACAUUACCCCUCCCCUUCCACAUCAUGCAAUAUAAACCACUUAAUCAUAAGGUGUAUGUUUACAUGAAUAUAAUUCGCCUAUAGGGUUUAUCAUUUUUGGCAUCCAAUAGAAAAUCUGAUGAAUGCAACGCAGGUUAUUUUUGCUCUCUGAGUGAAGGAGUGUGUGUGUGUGUGUGUGUGUGUGUGUUUAGAUGUCCUAAUGUGGUGUUGUACCAACUCCUUGCUCUAUUGGGCACCAAAGCAAGCUGUAUCAGUAGAGGAAAGCUGCUGAUGCACAGUGAGGCCCAGCCUGGGCUCCAGGGUUGUGCUGUUGUUGGGUAGAGAGUUCUGUUGGGUAGAGCGUUCUGUUGGGUAGAGAGUUCUGUUGGGUAGAGAGUUCUGUUGGGUAGAGAGUUCUGUUGGGUAGAGAGUUCUGUUGGGUAGAGAGUUCUGUUGGGUAGAGAGUUCUGUUGGGUAGAGAGUUCUGCAUGUCGUUGCUUGAUGUGUGUUUACAGCUGCCCCACCUAACCUUCCCCACCCCACCCCGGUCAUCCUUGUCCCAACAGGGUAAGGUUUGUUUCAUGGCCCCCUCCUUGUCCCAACAGGGUAAGGUUUGUUUCAUGCCCCCCUCCUUGUCCCAACAGGGUAAGGUUUGUUUCAUGCCCCCCUCCUUGUCACAACAGGGUAAGGUUUGUUUCAUGGCCCCCUCCUUGUCCCAACAGGGUAAGGUUUGUUUCAUGGCCCCCUCCUUGUCCCAACAGGGUAAGGUUUGUUUCAUGCCCCCCUCCUUGUCACAACAGGGUAAGGUUUGUUUCAUGGCCCCCUCCUUGUCCCAACAGGGUAAGGUUUGUUUCAUGGGCCCCUCCUUGUCCCAACAGGGUAAGGUUUGUUUCAUGGCCCCCUACUUGUCCCAACAGGGUAAUGUUUGUUUCAUGGCCCCCUCCUUGUCACAACAGGGUAAGGUUUGUUUCAUGGCCCCCUCCUUGUCCCAACAGGGUAGGGUUUGUCUAAUGCCCCCCUCUUUGUCCCAACAGGGUAAGGUUUGUCUAAUGCCCCCCUCUUUGUCCCAACAGGGUAAGGCUUGUCUAAUGGCCCCCUCCUUGUCCCAACAGGCUAAUCCUCCAACGUCCUGGCCUAUCUGUGAUUCUGAAGAAGAAAUGCCAUUUGCCAGUGUACAGUAGCAGUUAGUCUGCCAUCAGUGAUAGUGGCUCAAUACAAAGAGACUUUCUCCCAUGACCCCCUAUGCCGCCUCCUCCUCCUCCUCUUCCUCACCUGUCCAUUGUGUCCCCGUGACCAGAGUAAAGGGCCGCACAGCGUCUCAGGACUUCCACCCACCCCUCUGCCCUCUCCCCCCUCCCCCUCUCCCUCUCCCUCUCCCAUCAGACCUGAGACUAAGGUCCCCCCAAGGACAUAAAGGACACACCCAACUUGCUAUUCCUCUGAGCACUCCCAUCUAGAGAAGUAAAGCAGAGUGGAGAA
This is a messenger RNA of Coregonus clupeaformis (lake whitefish), 4181 nucleotides long. Its product is annotated as pro-neuregulin-2, membrane-bound isoform-like. Lineage: Eukaryota; Metazoa; Chordata; Actinopteri; Salmoniformes; Salmonidae. Gene Ontology annotation, biological process: nervous system development; intracellular signal transduction; animal organ development. Gene Ontology annotation, molecular function: signaling receptor binding. The transcript is spliced from 11 exons. The coding region runs from base 181 to 2325 and encodes 714 amino acids. The record is from RefSeq and is a predicted model, not a curated record.